AUGGUAUUCAGAAAUUUAAUAGGUAACCUUACUCCAAAGAUGGGUAACAAGAAUUACUACAAGGGUAGAGGUGUAAGAAACGUUGGUACCAUUUCGUCUACUGCUCGUUUCAAAGUAGAACAAAGCAAAGUACAAAUAAUCAAUGCUCCAGAUCUUACAGAUUGCGAUGUAGAAGAAGUCAAAGAAAUACAAGAUACCAAGAGACAACAAAGACAAAAGAAAUUAGAACAACUUUAA
Molecule: messenger RNA, 237 nt
Organism: Cavenderia fasciculata
Lineage: Eukaryota; Evosea; Eumycetozoa; Acytosteliales; Cavenderiaceae
Exons: 3
Coding region: 1-237 (78 amino acids)
Cellular component (GO): mitochondrial large ribosomal subunit
Molecular function (GO): structural constituent of ribosome
Source: RefSeq, a predicted model, not a curated record